GUCUCAAGCUUUCUGUCUUACACACCUAUCUUCUCACGUAUUCCCGCAUUUUGCAUUCUGUACUACUUUAGUACGGAAACACACACACACACACACACACGAGACUUAGGCCAUCAACCAAUCUACGAUUUAGCGGUGGUGCGUAUGACCAUCUUGAAACGAUGUGCGGCCGUCAUCAACCACCGCAGUGGUCACCGGCACAGCGUGCAAGUGUACACAGACACGCUAAAGCAGUACAUGGACCGCGCCGGCAUUGUGCACCACGACAUCCACAUCCCUAAUGACGACGUGGCAGAGAGCCUUCGACGAGCGCUUCCGCACGCUGAGGCGUUGAUGAUUUGUGGCGGUGACGGGACCGUGAACAGCGUCGUGAAUUUGAUGGCCGCGCUGAAAACAACACCGACGAGGGCGUCGUCGUCGUCUUCUUCUUUCCCUUCUCCCCUGUCUCAAUCGGCGCUGGAUGAGACGCCGCUGCUGUUAGUGCCCACUGGCCUACACAACUCCGUUGCCACCUCGCUCGGCGUCGGCGCAGCGAUGCGGGCAGUUUCAAGCUUGGUGGUGGGUCGCACCGUGCGGGUACCGCUGUGGGCGGUGCAUCUCCAUCCUCCAUCCUCCUCCACAGGAGCAGCAUCAUCGUCGUUCUCCUCUUCUUCCUCCCCGGUGCGCUACAUGUGCUCAUACGUUGCCGCCGGCACCUAUGCCGCGAUGGUGCAGCGGCAAGAAAAAUGGAAAGAAGCGCAGGAAGACUACGUAUCGUUUCCCGCGCUUCUCGGCUCCGUGGUGGCGACGUCGCUCUACACAGUUGCUGAACACGCCUCUCCGCACUGCACCGCUGCACUGACGACGUCGUCCGCAGAGAGUCGUAGCGAGCCGCCUUCGUUCUCGCUGGGUCCGUUGCGACUGCUUGUGGCUGCCCAGAUGCCUCAGCUGGGGGUCGGGUACUCGCUGACACCGACAGCAACCUACCACCAGCACCGUCUCACUGUCACAGCAGCAACGGAUGACGUCACCCGCCUACGAAUGUGUCACCUGCUGCGCCGUGAGGCGAGGGAGGGCUACAUCCUUUCGGAGGAUGGCGUGACGACGCACGAGGGGGUGCGGGGGCUGCGCAUUGAGUUUCCGCACGUGUCAGAGGAGGGAGUUGGCUGGACGAGCAGCGCGGACAUACGACGUGUCGGAAGCAAAAGAGGCAACCUUGAUAAAGAGUCGGAGGCGUCGGCGCUACUUGUGCUCGAUGGUGAGUGUGUACGGGUACCACAUGGGAGCUCCCUUACGGUGACGCCUACUGAGCUCACCGUCCAGUUCAUCGUUAGCUGA
Molecule: messenger RNA, 1317 nt
Organism: Leptomonas pyrrhocoris
Lineage: Eukaryota; Euglenozoa; Kinetoplastea; Trypanosomatida; Trypanosomatidae
Exons: 1
Coding region: 145-1317 (390 amino acids)
Biological process (GO): sphingosine biosynthetic process
Cellular component (GO): intracellular membrane-bounded organelle; cytoplasm; membrane
Molecular function (GO): kinase activity
Source: RefSeq, a predicted model, not a curated record